UCAGAGGUUAUCUAAAAAGUAUGGGAAUGUUGAGGAGGAUAUGGAGUGAAAACUUUCAAACUUGUUAGAAUGUUUAGACCGUCUAAAUGAUACUCUUGGAGAAUGAGUGUCACACAUACAAAUGGAUUUACGGCCAACGAGGCCCUCAAAGGCAGAAGAAAGGGUUCAGAUCCACUCAUUUCCACAGCUAGAGGCAAACUUCAGUCUCGGAGAUCCAAGGUCAACGAUCAAAUUAAUCGAGAACUUCGUAUGCGGAAUGGAGCAGAGAAUUUGUACAGAGCCACUGGCAACAAACGACUGAAGGAGUUGGUAGCCGUCGAGUUGUCCUUUUUCAACUCCAACAUUCAGCUACUGAAGGAGGAACUCUCCGAUCUGAACAGUGAUGUUCUGGUGUACCAGCAUGAAAAUGGGCUUCACAAUGUUCCCAUGAUCCCCUUGGGUCUGAAGGAGACCACGGAGUGUGAUUUAGCCGUCCCCAUCAAGGACUUCAUUUUGGAACACUAUAGCGAGGAUGGAACUCAGUAUGAGAGAGAAAUCCAGGAACUCUGUGACCUCAGACAGGACAUGCGGACACCUCAGAGAAAUGAGUCAGGUGUGGACCUUUUGAUUGAAUAUUUUAACCAGCUACACUUCAUAGAAAAACGAUUCUUCCCCCCAGACCGAGUUCUUGGUGCUCACUUCCAUUGGUAUGACUCCCUUACUGGUGUACCAAAAACUCAGAAGACAAUGGGGUUUGAGAAAGGCAGUGUUUUGUUCAAUAUUGGUGCUUUAUACACACAGAUAGGGUGUAAACAGGACAGAACAAGUCAUGCUGGGAUACAGGAUGCCAUCAGUUAUUUCCAGAAAGCGGCGGGGACGUUCCGUUACCUACACAAUCACUUCACUAACGCCCCCAGCAUGGACAUGCAGCCCCACACUCUCACCAUGCUCAUCCAGCUCAUGAUGAGUCAGGCUCAGGAAUGUGUGUUUGAGUGUAAAGUCCUCGGCAGCAACAGUAACAAUGGACUUCUGAGUAAUGUUCGAGCAGCACAGGAAGCAGUUGUGGUUUCACAGAUGUAUGACGACACAAAGUUACUUAUGACUGCAGAGCCGGUCAAGGAUUACAUCCCCUACUCAUGGGUUUCCAUGGCAACAGUUAAAGCACAGUAUUACAUGGCCCUUGCUCACACUCAUAUGGCCACUGCUAUCAUAGAGUUUGCAGAUGAGAAUGACAGUCAGUCUUUGUCUGAGUUCAUGGAUGCUUUACAGAACACCAAAGAAGUGGACACAGAGAACAACAGACUCAGCGUCCCUCAAACUCAGGAGGACAGGAUCACGCUCGGAAAGGCCCAUUUAAAAGGAGCCCUAAACUGCCAUGAAGAAGCAAUGCGAUUACACGACUUGUGUAAACAGCUUCGGAAAAUUGACACAUUUCAGGAAAUUCUGAAAAAAGCUCAUGACAGGUGCUUGGAAAAGUUUUCCUCUUUAGAAGAGGAGGAUGAUUUCACAGAGAUCUUAAUGUUCCCUAUAAUAAACCCCAAAACUACUCAGAAUGUGUCUCCGAUCUCCCCUGAGUUCAGAAAUAUUAGUGUGGUGGAUAUCUUCAAACGACUGGGUCCCAUCACUAUAUUUAAUGCUAAAAAUGAGUGGUCUGCACCAAGAACAGUAACUCUGGAUCGUAACCCGGACCAAGGAUUCGGGUUUAGCGUCCGUGGAGAUGCCCCUGUGAGGGUGGCAGAGAUGGAGCCAGGAAGUGUUGCAGAGAUUGGAAAACUCAAAGUUGGAGACUUAGUGGUAGCAGUAGGUGAAAAGGACACAAAAUGGGCAAAACAUGAAGAGGUUGUGGCCCUUGUCAGACAGUGCGGCAAUCACUUAGAGCUCAAACUAGUCACCCCAAACCUCUCUCAGGAUCACGACACCUCCCGAUCAGCCCCGGGAACCCCCAACACCCCAUUACGCAUGCAGAGCCCUCGCGAGAGCAUAUCAACACAGAGCAAUAAAUCAAAUCGUAGUCGACUUAGUGCCCCCUGGACCUUCAUGAGGAAAGGUUCUAAGGAGAAACAGGACAAGCCAGAGAAAAGCAAGGAAAUGGAGGAUGGGGAGGCAUUCCUUCACUGAUUGGCAGUCGUCCUAGUGAUGUGAUUGGUCAGUUGAAUACUGAUGUCAUAUCUUUGUUAGAGGCUCCGCCCAUUUGUCACGUUUUUGAUAUGAAAUUAAAAAUUUUUUUUACAUAUGCAAAUUUUGUUAAUGGUGCGGUUAUUUCAAUGAUAACCACAAAUAUUUUUAAAAAUCAUUAUAAACCAGCUGUGUGAUAAGUAAUUGUCAUUUAUGUUGCCAAUGUUAUAGAUGAUUUCAUAAGUCUAUGUAGAUUUUUGAUAUGUUUUGUUGUUAUUUGACAUCUGAAAAUCUUUUUGCAUCUUGAUUGUCAAAGAUGGGGCUACCUAUCAUGGUUAAAAAAUGUUUUGAGAGAAUAAUGAGGAAUAUUGACAUGUACUUCUUUUUGGGUUUGCCCUGCACAUGGAUAUAACUCAAUAUAUAUUGAGCAAAGUUUUGAUCAUUUCAGGGAUGUCCCUAAUUAUCACAUUUAUAUAGGAUAUGUAUAUUUAAGCUCAUAUCAAGCCGUAUAUCAAAAUUUGUCCAUUUACAGUUGAAACAUUGCUUCCAAGUGCUUUUCUUUACUGCAUUUUGUGCUUCCUAGAUUUUGUUAGAGUGCUAUUGACUGGCAAACAAGUGUUUCUUUACACAUCAGGAGAAUUCGCAUCAGUAUUUUUGUCUAGAAAUGUCUUUAAGCUAGUACGUUUUAUGUACUGCAAAUCUAUGAAGGAUUUUCUAGUUAUGCUUUUUACAGGAAAUACAGGUACAUUCAUGUGUAUAUAACAGUACAGCGAAAUCCUAACGGAUAGUCUAGGUACCUGGUACAUGUACUUUGAGAGAUCAUUAUUUUGUACCAGGUACAACAUUUAGAGUCUGAAAUAUUGAUUUUGUUAAUUGUAAAAAAAAUCUUUGACUCUGAUGAAAUGUUACAUGUAUAUAGUGACAUGAGCCUGUUCCAAGUUUUUCUAAGUCAAUGAGUAUAAAUAUUCUUUUAAUUGUAAUCAAAAUGCCAGUAACAGAUUGCACAAAUUACAUCAGUCAUGACUAUUUCAUCUGUACAUUUUUUUUUUAUUUCUGUUUUUACAAUUAAUAUCUAAACAUAUGGUGUUUAAAAAAAUAUGCAUUUCUUGUUGUAUAACGAAAUCCAUAUCUAGAAUAUACCACGGUAAUGCGAUUUAGUGUCAUAUUAAGUCAGCAGGUGGAUAUGUACUAGUAUACAUCUUGUGAGUGAUGCAAAUUUCCGAUUCUUUUCGUUUUAAUUAACUCAAAAACUAUUUCAAAUUUUCCAAGGGAACGAAGGGAAGUUACUUUGGCACUGAAAAGUUAUACUUUUUUUUAUCAUUAGUAAUAAUACGUAAACAAAAUCAGGUGUAAUUUGAUGGACUCUACACACACUGUCUUACCUUAAAACUUUUUCAUACUUGUACACUAGACCACAAAUAAAAUUGUGCCAAAAUGCCUAUAUUGUGAUGUAAAAUAGAUAAAAUAUACUGUGAUGUAGUAACAUUUAUAUGUUUUCUAAGAGAUUUUUCUAUCCUUAGUACAUUUAUAGGUAGUAAAUAUUAUUGAUAAUAUCAAAAUUUGUAUUGUUUUGAAAUGUGCCCAUAUAUAAACAUGAAGUUAUAUUUUACAAAGUCAUAUAUUGAAUUAUACUUGCAAUAUACUAAUAUAUUUAUGGUAAAUUAUAGUAUUUUUUUCUACUUCCAGGCAGAAAUUGUAUAUAUGUACUUGGGAAUGCAAUGUUAAAAGUCAGUUGUUCUGAGUUAAUAGCAAUCAAGGUUAAAGAAAGGAACUUUACAUGUGUGAUAUAUAUAUAUAUACACUUGUGUGAUAUAUAUACAGUUCACCCAUGAUAUAUAUACACCUGUGAUAUAUACACUUCACCUGUGUGAUACUGUGGAAUCAUUAGAAUUUGUGACGGCUCAAUUUUCGUGGGUAGUCCUCCCCCACGAAAACAAGUUUUGUAAUAGUUAUUAAAACUGAAAACCAACACAUCCAAGAAAUUACAUCCCCACGAAUAAGCAAAAAACCAACGAUCCACGAAAAUUGGCCCCACGAAUUUAAAUGAUUUCACAGAAUAUACACGGGUUCCCACAGUCCUUUCCAUUAAUGAUAGUGCAUUAUGUAUGUGAAUAAAAGUAUCGACAUUUUUUGUUACAUUCAUGGAGUUACUAUAUAGUAUUAUAUACUUUCAAACUUGCUUCAAUUUUUGUUUCUACAUAAUAUUUCUAUACACCUGAACCAAUAUAUAUCAUUUUAUCAUAUAUAUAUAUACUAUAUCAUUAAUAUCAUUUUGUGCAUAUGUUUACUCCUGUUUGUUGUUGAGUGGGAGCUUUUUUACAAUACUCAAUGUACAAGAGGAAACAAGAGGUUGUACUGUCAAACAGCAAUAAAGUAUUAAUUGUACUGUAAAC
Messenger RNA from Magallana angulata, 4487 nucleotides. Its product is annotated as rhophilin-2-B-like. The transcript is spliced from 15 exons. Gene Ontology annotation, molecular function: protein binding. NCBI's taxonomy places the organism in Eukaryota, Metazoa, Mollusca, Bivalvia, Ostreida, Ostreidae. Gene Ontology annotation, biological process: negative regulation of stress fiber assembly; signal transduction. The coding region runs from base 103 to 2097 and encodes 664 amino acids. The record is from RefSeq and is a predicted model, not a curated record.